AUAUUUUACUUGGCCUUUUCCCCAUUUUAUUUAUUUGCAUUCAGCUCUCUUUUUUACCGUCUUGAUACGCGGUUGUCAUUGUGUAGCAAGCUAUUUCCAGCCCAUUUCAGAAAGGACUGAACUUGAAAUACAUGUGGUACUGCUGCUAUUUCACUCUUUAAAUAUAGAUGAUAGCGUCAUACUGAUUGUUAAAAGGUAACCACGACAAGCAGUUCAUCCAAAUUCCCGCGAGCAUUUUGCUUUCUCAGAUGAGGAAUGAUUGUUCUGCUGUUUCUGUGGACUACAUUAAACUAUGUUAUUAUUACUAAAGUACACAUAAAAUAUACAUACCCUAUAAAAGUAUAUAUAGUUGGUAUUUAGGUUUUCUUUCUUUCCUUCUUCUUCUUCAUCUUCUAGCUUUUUCUUUUUCUAACCCUUCAUUCGACAAUACUAAGUGUUUAUCUUAAAAAACAAAACAAAAAAAGAAGCAGAUUGUAAACCUACCUGGAUGGACCACGUGGGGUCGCUGUAGACCGUAAAGUGUAGUUUACAUAUUAUUUAAUGCAGGUCAUUUUACUAACCCGUCCCUACGAAUGCUUCACAGAACCUCCUGGCAGGAGUGAAAUGUCUGCGUUUGGUUAUGCUUUUAUUGCAAACGGCGUCUUUACAUCUUUGUUGUUGUUGUUUUUUUAAACAUACAAUUUGAAGUCGUCCUUCUGCUUUAGGAUGGAUGCUAUUUUUGUGUCUCGGUCCACUUGGAUUCUGCUCUCUGUUCUUUUGUUGGAUUUAUCUUCUGGUCAGAUCGUGUAUUCGGUCUCGGAGGAAGUAAACGAGGGAACCGUUGUUGGGAAUGUAGCAAAGGAUCUGCACAUCAGCGUUCAGGAUCUUGAGACUCGAAUGUUUCAGAUGAUUUCCGCAUCUAACAAAAAGUAUUUUGAGGUCAAUCUGAAGACCGGGACGUUGUUUGUUAAUGAAAGGAUUGAUCGAGAGGCGUUGUGCUCCCCAGCUCGCAAAUGUUCCGUCCAUAUAGAGGCUAUGGUUCACAACCCGCUAAGGAUGUUUCGUAUUGAGGUAAAUAUAUUAGACAUAAACGAUAAUGCUCCGUCUUUUCCUAGCAGUAGCCAGAUACUGAACAUAACGGAGGUUUCUGCACCUGGAGAGAAAUUCGCAUUGUCUUUGGCUGAGGAUCCAGACACGGAAAGCAAUACAGUGAAAACCUAUAAAUUAACCCCUAAUGAACACUUUUCUUUAGAUGUACAAAAUGGGGAGGAGAUGAUCUCCGUCGAGCUAGUGUUACAGAAAGCUUUAGAUCGAGAAACGCAGCCAGUGAUUCAUAUGGCCCUACUGCUUUUGAUGGAGGAAAACCUCCGAUGUCUGGGACAUUAGAGAUCGUUGUAAAUGUUUUGGAUUUUAACGAUAACCCCCCAGUUUUCAGUCAACCGCUUUACAAAGUUAAAGUGAAUGAGAAUUCCGCUUU
Messenger RNA from Ictalurus furcatus (blue catfish), 1456 nucleotides. RefSeq lists its product as uncharacterized. Gene Ontology annotation, biological process: homophilic cell-cell adhesion. The record is from RefSeq and is a predicted model, not a curated record. Gene Ontology annotation, molecular function: calcium ion binding. Gene Ontology annotation, cellular component: plasma membrane. Lineage: Eukaryota; Metazoa; Chordata; Actinopteri; Siluriformes; Ictaluridae.